This is a messenger RNA of Emericellopsis atlantica, 1218 nucleotides long. RefSeq lists its product as uncharacterized. The record is from RefSeq and is a predicted model, not a curated record. The transcript is spliced from 7 exons. NCBI's taxonomy places the organism in Eukaryota, Fungi, Ascomycota, Sordariomycetes, Hypocreales, Bionectriaceae. Bases 1 to 1218 code for a protein of 405 amino acids.
AUGCCUGGUUGUGCGGCCGCUUGUCUAGGCCAAUUCCUCCCAGAUUCGACCUGCGAGGCCAGCGAUUCAAAGUGCGUUUGCGCCGACACGGAACUCAUGUUGGGCGUCGAAGGUUGCACUUUCAGCAGUUGCACCGUUGUUGAAGGCUUGGCCGCCGCCAACAUCACCAAAACCAUGUGCAACGAGCCCGUCCGUGACAGAAGCCUUGUCGCCCCUAUCGCUACAGCCAUCUCAGGGUUCUUUGCUCUACUGUUCAUAUUGUCGAGGGUUUAUGUCUGCUACACCUUGGAGGAGUGGGCCUGGCAAGAUUAUUGCGCCUUCGUGGCCAUGGCCUCUUCGAUCCCAAUGGAUGUUGGCGAGUUCUUCAUGAUGCACUAUGGCAUGGGCAAGGACGUCUGGACCCUGGAGGAGGAGCAGAUCAAUGAAGUUGUCAAGUGGACAUGGGUUACCCAGGUCAGCUACAUCCCAGCGAUCAUCCUGACCAAGAUGGCCAUCAUUGGCAUCUUCCUUCGUGUUUUCCCCGACGAGACCUUUCGCAAGGUCUGCAUCGGCACCCUGGUCCACUGCGGGCUUUUCCUGGUGUCGACGUUCGUCGCGACAAUACUGGCUUGCGUUCCGGUCUCCGAUGCGUGGAUCGUGUGGUCUGGCAAGGCCACUGGCCUCUGCUACAAUAAUACUGCGUAUUGGUGGGCGCACUCAGCCAUCAACAUCUCGACGGACUUGUGGAUCCUGGCCCUUCCCAUAUCGCAGCUGCUGAAGCUCCAACUGGGUCUCAAAAAGAAGAUCCACCUGAUGCUGAUGUUUGGCGUGUGUAUCAUCAUCACUGUGAUUAGUAUCAUCCGCUUCUCCGGGCUCCUCCAGUACUCGUUCACCACGAACCCGACUUACAACAACGUCAUGGUCGCGACCUACUCUGUCGUCGAGUGCAACGUGUCCAUCAUGUGUUGCUGCAUGCCCGCGGCCCUCGCCCUCCUGCGACGCACGUACCCUCAGAUAUUCGGAUCGGCCAGUGGCUCUUACGAGCGCAGCGAUGAUCCCAACAAGCCACGCUCGCUCAUGAUCUUUGGUGGCAGUGGCCGAACUCCCAAGGGCAAACGUGGCAUACAGAAGAGUGUGACGAACACCGUCAGUUACGAGACCAGGCCAGACGACGGAUCGGACCAGCUCGAGUUGAUGGAUGUCGAGGGUAAUAGGCUGGACCGCAAGUGGAAUGCAUGA